This is a messenger RNA of Funneliformis geosporum, 1482 nucleotides long. Lineage: Eukaryota; Fungi; Glomeromycota; Glomeromycetes; Glomerales; Glomeraceae. The record is from the annotation of a GenBank genome assembly.
AUGAAAUUUUUUGAAUUUUUUGACGAAUACAAAAAACGUGUUCCGGAAGCCACACCUGAGCAAAUCAAUGAAGCCUUUAAAAUUAGCGAGCCUAGAAAACGAAAACUCAAGAAUUCAGUUAUAUCAACUGAAGGACCAAUCUUUCAUUACAGUGGCAGGCUAGUUCUCCCAAUACAUGAACGAGAUAUAUUCAAUAUAGUAUACAGUGGAGUUCAAGAGGAAAAAUCGUUCGUGAUACAUGGUCUGUACCAAUGUGGAAAAACAUCUUUCUUAAUUGCACUUGAAGAGAUGCUCCGUGAUUUAAAUGUUACGCGUUUUGACAUGACAGAUGUAAAAGGACAUAUAAAUCAAUAUGGAACACAAGCUGGGUUUUUCCGUUAUUUGUCACGUCAUCUCUUUAGGGAAACUGUUGAUGAAUUACAUUUUAACGAAUGUCUUGAUGGACUUAAAGAUCUGAUUUCUUCAGAUCACUCUCUUCCAAAAAAUGUAACCUAUGUUUGUGUAGGCACCUUUAAAGUUGUAGAUUUGUUGAGCGAUGAUAACCCAUUAGGUUCUCCUUAUAACAAGGCCACUUUUCUCCCGAUGCCAUUCUUCACAACUGAAGAGUUGGGUAAACUCUUCAGUUUGUAUAAUGAAUUCUUUGAUGAGGUUUUCCCGAUCGAUAUACAAUCAAUCAUCAUGCGCGAAUCCUUUGGACAUCCAGCUUCCUUUAUGAUUUUAUUAAAGCUCUACCAUGAUUUUCGGACGAAUUCACCAAUCGAAUGGAACCGUUCAUUGAAAGAAAAUUUGGAAAAUUAUCUAAAUUGGACUCAUGUUAAAAUUACGAGAGCAUUACGAAGGAUGAACUCAACAGAUCUAGCACACGUCCGUGACUACACAGCAGUUAGAAAUGAAUCUUGGGAAGUAGAUUUAUCAAACCUCAGCGAGAUUGACAAAUAUCUACUUAAUAUUGGCAUUCUGGUUUGGCCAAAGCCAAGGAAAUCUUUGCAAAUACGGGAUGUGAAAGACCCUAUCUUUUUGUUAGCACAUUCAUUACAAAAUGUAACACCGGCUACAAUCAUAAAUGAACGAGUAAGAAAUCUGCAUGGUCCAUCGGAAAAAGCUUUCCAAGCAGCAGUUUACCGUGUCAUGAAUGAGCUACUUCCAAUUUCAAUGAAUUGCUUAUUUGAAGUAAGAAUACGAAAGCAUGUGGCACUUGAUCUAAUGGUGAUUCAAAAUAAUAAUAAUUGGUGUGGUUAUGAGUCCAACGUUGAAAAAAUAUCUUCGGCUCAGUUUAGAGACCCUGUGAAACAGGCUAAAAGAUAUGCUGAAUAUUUUAGAAUGAACAUAUACUUGGUUAAUUUCCACCAUGAUGGUGGCUCAACUCCAACUGUGGUUAAUAUCCCGGAAGGUGUCACUCUAGUGAAUAUAAAAUAUAAUGCGGAGUGCACCAAAUUUACUAUUAAUACGAUUGAUAAUGAGAUAUCAGUCAACGUCUCAUGA